Molecule: messenger RNA, 2385 nt
Organism: Belonocnema kinseyi
Lineage: Eukaryota; Metazoa; Arthropoda; Insecta; Hymenoptera; Cynipidae
Gene: Cep89
Product: protein Cep89 homolog
Exons: 6
Coding region: 180-2120 (646 amino acids)
Biological process (GO): cilium assembly; chemical synaptic transmission; mitochondrion organization
Cellular component (GO): ciliary transition fiber; centriole
Source: RefSeq, a predicted model, not a curated record
UUGGUAUUUGCCCGAAAGAAGUGGAUAAUCAUUAUAAUUUCUCAUGUGCCGUAGAGGAAAGAUGUACUUAUUGCUUUAUGAAUAUCAUAAGUAAACCUGAAUAAUAUCAAAGAAUAAUGAUGUGUUCAAAGUUUUAUAAAGGGUGAGAGUCACGUGAAAAGUGUUUGUUUAUUUUUAAUAUGUCAUACUUUCAUGGUACACCUGUCAGAAAUUUUGAAAGUUACGCAGAAAGGCGGCCAAGAAGAAAGCACAGUAAACAGAGAUCAGCAACCAGUGAAAAUGAAAUUGAACCAGUCCACUCUCGACAUCGUCGAAGGCAUACUAGUCGAGCUGUCGCUAAAACGAAAGCGAUUUCGGGGGAUGUAAUCGACAAUACUUGUGAAGAUGACAGAGCUUUAGGUCAAAAAAGAAAAGGAAGGCGACAUCUCUACAAAGAAAUCGAGAGGUUGAUGGAAGAAAACCGAUUAAUUACAGCAAAAUUGGAAGAAACAGGAGCUUCAGAAGCUCUGAACGAUUCCACGGAAAAAGAUAAGCUAAUAACCAAAGUUCGCAACAAGUAUCACAAAUUGGAACAGAAAUAUCAAGAAUUACUUGCAGAGCACAAUAAACACAGUAUUCUUUUAGCCGAAAAAGAUGCGGAAUGCCAAGAACUGCACUCGCAUCAUGAGCAAUUAACACUAGUAGUACAAACUUUAGAAAGUAAUCAAUCUAGUCUGGUUACAUUCACCGAAAAAUAUAAAUCGGAAAAUGCACAGCUCAAAGAAGACGUUUCGCUUCUUAAAACUCUAGUCUAUAGGCUUAAUGUAGAGUUAGAAAAAUAUCAAGACAAACUACGAGACGCUGGUCAUAGCAUCGAAUCAAAAAAUGUGACAACUAUUGUCAAUGGUCCUGAUUCGGACUCUGACAAUAAAAAAGCAGCAGCAUCUUGGGGCAAAGUCAAUACACACGCACUGGGUCCACUUUUGGAUGCAUAUCAAGAAAAUUUGGAAGAAAAGCAAGAAUUAAUCAAGAAGUAUGAAGAGGAAAUUGAUGUUUUUAGUGGAAAAUGUAAAGAAAUAGUUAGCGAGAAUGAAUCCCUUCACAAAGAAGUUGAAGAAUUGAGGAAAAAGUGUGAGUCGUAUGCAGUAGAAAUAAAAAAAAUAGAAGAAGAUACUAUUGUCAUAAAAGAACAGAACGACAUUUUAACCAAACAAACUAAUCUUCAAAAACAAAAAUUGCAAGAGAUUCAUUCUGUCUAUGAGCAAAAAGUAGAGACAAUGUCUCAAGACAAUAAUAAACUCCACAAAGACUAUUUAGCUUGCAAGACUGAAUUGAGUAAUCUUCAAGGAAAAUAUGAAAUUUUGAACGAAGGUUACGAAAAGAUAAAAAGUCAUUGUGAGAAAACGAUGCCUGUUUCGGUCCAUAAUGCUACAGUGGAAGAAUGUAAAAGAUUGUUUGAAGAACUCAAGCAUCAAUAUGAGAUGGACAAGAAGAAACUUACUGCAAAAAUUACACAACUGGAGGAAACGCAGCCGGAAAAUGAAAAGCAAUUGAUUGUUGUCACUGCUGAAAGGGAUCAACUCAAAGUGCAGUCGAGAAACUUGGAGAAAAAUUUAAAGAGAACGCAGCAUAAACUGGACCACCUUCAAAAAAACGUAUGUUCAAUUCAGAUUUCACGUGAGUCAUUCAAAAGACAAUUGAACAAAACUACUGCAUUUUGUAAGGAACUAGUUACAGAACAAGAAAAUCUUUUAAAGGAAAGAGAAAAAUUAAUAGCACUUUUAAAGGAACGUGAAAAAGAGAACGAAGAUAUUACCUGUUUAGGAAAUAACAUCGCUCAUCGAAUGGGAAAUUUACGAAGUCAAUUGAAGAGUGUGCAAAAAGGUGCAAAACAGCAAUUGGACUCGGUCGAAAAGCAUAUAAAAAAUCAAGAACUGGGUGUGGAUCAGAUGAAAUCUGAAUACUCACGUGAACUCCAGCGAUUGAAGAAUCUAGUCAAAGAAAAGGAAGGAAUAAUCGGAAAGCUGCAGAGAGAAAAAACUACAACUCAGGAAAAUUUGGAACUCGUCUUGAAAGCUGCCGCGAGUGAUGAUAAAAAAGUGAAGGACGCUUUGAAAAAUUCUAAGAUCUACAAUCCCUAAGGGUAAUUUUAGUGCAAAAGGACAAAUAGAAUUAAUUUUCUUAGGUAUAUAAUGCUAUAUAAGGCGCUACAGUUCUCAAUUUGAUGGUUACAUUUGAAGCAAACAUAUAUAUUUAAAAUGAAAAUGAUUGAAAUCUUAGAUUUACUGGUUAAAUCAAAGUCUUUCAGGCAAAUGAAUAUUCAGAACUUAAACUAUUUAAAUUCGUAAAAGAUAUUCUAAACUCUUGGAAUUCUUAAAGUAAUUUUUUUUCUUCUGUCCUUAUAUG